AUGGAAUUGGUGCAGAGGAUAUGGACUAAAGUUAAAAAACUGAAAAUCGGAGACAUUUCUGCGUUGACUACUAAACCAUCCGCAGUGUUGUCUGAUCUAUUAGAAACAGACGAUUACUACCGAAUACAGUAUUUUAUGAGGAGUUUUACAAUAAUCACGGCGGAUUCUUAUGGGCGGAACCUACUGCACUUGUUUGAUCUUCCAUGUGAUAAAAAACAGUAUUUACUAAGAGCAGUGGACGAUGAAGGUAACAACGUUCUACACCUGGCUGCGCUUUUGCCCCCUGAAUUCAAAUCAUUCUCAGGUUUAAGUGCAAAAAUUCAAAUGAAAAAAGAGCUCUCUUGGUUCCAGGGUUUGAUGAAAAGAGUUCCUGAUGAAUUAAGGAUUAUGAGAAACAAGAAGGGGAAGACACCAAUUGAAGUAUUUUAUGAUGAACACAACCAGUUAUCCAAAGAUAUCAAAGAAUCUGCUAAAGGAAUAGCUGAGUCUGGGAUGGUUGUGGCAACGCUUGUUGCUACUGUAGCAUUUGCAGCUGCUCUCACUGUUCCAGGUGACAAGAAAUCUGUUAACAAUGCCUGGUUCAUAGUUUUCAUAGUCACAAAUGCAAUCGCACUGUUCACUUCUUCUGCGUCCAUACUCUCUUUCUUGUCAAAUUUCACUUCUUCAAGAUUCGGAAACGCUGAAUUUGUUAUAUCACUACAUCCCAGCUUGACUUUUGGCUGGGAGUUACUAAUAAUCUCCGUUGCUGCUAUGGUUGUGGCUUUCGUUGCAGCAUCCUUUCUGAUAUUUGAUCACACAACAAAAUGGGUUUCUUAUGUAGUGACUCCAAUGGGGUUUUUCCCAUUGCUUGUGUUUAUUCUCUUCCAAUCUAAGUUCUUCGACGACUCCUAUUGGUCUAAAUACUAUCAUCCCAAACUUGAACUCAGGCACCUACGUUAG
Vigna umbellata (rice bean) is the source of this 939-nucleotide messenger RNA. The record is from RefSeq and is a predicted model, not a curated record. NCBI's taxonomy places the organism in Eukaryota, Viridiplantae, Streptophyta, Magnoliopsida, Fabales, Fabaceae.